This is a messenger RNA of Zophobas morio, 3483 nucleotides long. RefSeq names its product integrator complex subunit 3 homolog (gene IntS3). The transcript is spliced from 5 exons. Gene Ontology annotation, cellular component: cytoplasm. The coding region runs from base 75 to 3212 and encodes 1045 amino acids. Lineage: Eukaryota; Metazoa; Arthropoda; Insecta; Coleoptera; Tenebrionidae. The record is from RefSeq and is a predicted model, not a curated record.
UGGGACGAUGCAGGUCCUCCCGUGUUUGUCAACAGUGCGAAAAUUCUAGUGGCCGUUAAUAACCGAAAUAGCCCAUGGAAGUGAAGCCGACGAAGAUGUCGCGGCUCUUCCUCACGUCCGCCGUGGAGUCGAAAGACGAGUUAGAGGAGAAACUCGAGCGCAGCUACCAGUUCCUCCAGAGUAUCACGGGCGGAUUGAGUGAUAAGGACGCGUACGAGGCCCUCAACAAGGCGCUGCUGAAGGAGAAAGGAUACGAGGAGGUGUCCCUCGGGCUACUAGUGACCAUCCUCACCGAGCCCCACAAUGCCGCCCGGGGCUACCGCGACCUCACCCUCAUCUCGAACGACGGCCUCGGUCUCGUCCUCACCUCCCUCUCUCAGCUCGUCCUCGACCGCUACCUCCGCUUCACCGACGUGGUCAAGGGCCAGGUGGUGUGGCUGCUGCGCGAGAUGAUCAAGAACGCCGUCAACAACGUGGAGAACCUCUGCUGGAACCUGAUGCGGCACGCCGCAGGCGGCGACGUCUCCGCCAAGAACAUUACGCUUAUCGAGUCCCUCCUCGACGUCCUCACGGAGUACAGGAGCUGGCUCGACAAAUUCCCCCUGCUGAUCGCUUCCGUGGUUUACACCUACUUACGACUAAUCGAGGAUCACAAUGCGCCUUACUUAGCUAACUUAAGACAGAAAGAAGUUACUUUUUUAAUUAGUUUAAUUAGGGAACGGUUCAAUGACUGUAUCGCGAUCGGGCGGGACUUAGUGCGGCUGUUGCAAAACGUCGCGAGAAUCCCGGAGUUCGAGCAGCUGUGGAGGGACAUCCUGACGGCGCCGAGGACGCUGAGUCCGACGUUCACGGGGGUGCUGCAGCUGCUGCAGGCGAGGACGUCGAGGAGGUAUCUGCAGUCGAGGCUGACGCCGGAGAUGGAAAGAAAACUCGUCUUCUUUACCUCACAGGUGCGUUUCGGCAACCACAAGCGCUACCAAGACUGGUUCCAACGUCAAUACUUAGCCACCCCCGAAUCCCAAAGCUUACGUUGCGACAUAAUCCGCUUCAUCGUCGGCGUAAUCCACCCGACCAACGAACUCCUCUGCUCCGACAUAAUCCCCCGCUGGGCCGUCAUCGGCUGGCUUCUCACCACGUGCACCUCCAGCGUCGCCGUCUCCAACGCCAAACUCGCCCUCUUCUACGACUGGCUCUUCUUCGACAGCGAAAAGGACAACAUCAUGAACAUCGAACCGGCCAUCCUCGUCAUGCACCACUCCAUGCGCUCGCACCCCGCCGUCUCGGCGACCCUCCUCGACUUCCUCUGCCGCAUCAUCCCCAACUUCCACCAGCCGCUCACCGACAAGGUGCGCACCGGCAUCUUCUCGUCGCUGCGCAAGAUCCUCGAGAAGCGCGUCGUACCGUCGCUGGUGCCGCUCUUCGACAACGCCAAACUGGACCCGGAGCUGCGCAACAUGGUGCGGGAGACGUUCCGGGAGUUCUGCAACGCGGGCGCGCCGGAGUCGUCGUCGCGGCUGGAGGAGGCGCACUCGGCGCGGUUCGACGACGGCGAGGCCGACCACAGGAUCAACAACGCCGUGAACAACCACGUGCUGGACAACGAGCCGGCGUUCAGCGACGACGAGGAGGAGCAGCCGUUGACGAUCAGCGCGUUGGAGGAGGAUUCGGACGAGGACGACGACGAUAUUCCGCUGUCGAAGGUGCGGCUGAAGGAGAAGACGCAGGAUAAGCUGGACGAGAGCGUGGAGGGUCCGAUCGGGGACUUGUUGGUGAAGCUCCACCAGGAGAAGGACGCGGAACGGCGCUGCGGCUUGAUGGAGGAUAUCAUCCAGAACUUGGUGACGUUCGAGGGGGAUGACGAGGAGGCGCUGCCGGUGAUCGCGAAGACGCUGUGCCACUACAUCCAGGAGGACUUCGGGGAGGACUUUUUCCCGGAGUCGCUCAGCGAGGGGAAGCUGUUGGAGAGCAUCAAGUCGCCGCUGUUCGUGCUCUUCCAGACGCUGCACAACUUCUCCAAACAGGACGAGGAGGGCAAGGAGGUGCUGUAUAAACUCACGGCGGAGAUGCGCAACUUCCGGGACAGUGUGGGCUAUCUCCUUCUGUAUUUUCUGAAAGUGCAGAGCCGGACAGAGAACAAACGCGAGGACCAGACGAAGGCGAGCGCGCUGAAAGUGAGUGUGUACAAGGAGUAUUGUCAAUACAGUGAUAAAAAAAUCGACGCGAGUUUACUAGACGAUUUAGUCGCAUGCCACGUCAGUGAUACGAAAUUGAUGAUGUGGAUAGUGCCUGAUUUGUUUAGGGAUUUCAAGCAUCAGACUGUUAAUAACGCUCAAAUAAUACGGGUGAUAAUUUCAGCAAUAGACUCCAGACAGUUGCAAACGCUUGUCGGUAAAGUGCUGCAAGGACAUUUAGUGAUGUUCAAGAGCGAAAACAUCCUCCCCCUCCUCAAACUCACCCUCUCCUGGGAGAGCAUCGAGCAGUUCUUCUUCUGGCAACUCAUCCACGCCCAUGACAUCUCCAUCGACACGGUCCUCCCCCUGGUCACCCAACUCGACUACGAACAACACUCGGAAGCCCUCACGGCGGUCACCCUCAUGCUGAAACAAGAGAAACCGAACGCCGACUACGUCAAGUACUUGUUCUCGAGGGACAUCAGCGACAACGGCGACUUGUUCGUCUUCACGAUAGUCAAGUACUGGUGCGACGAGUACAUCGACAAGGUCGCCGAGCUGAUCUCGUCGCUCCUGAGCACGAGGUACCCGUCGAGCUCGCCGAACAAGCGGAAAAGGACGGGCGGGAAGACGCUGAGCGCGACGGUGCCGAGCUCGGACCAGGUGCUGGGGCACCUGGAGCAGCUGAGGAUCAUCUGCGAGAGGCACGACUGCAUGGCCAUCUACACGCUCGACUCGAUGCAGAGGGCGCUGAACAUCGCGAUGAACAACAGCACCGACGGGCAGAAGAAGCAGUUCGGCCAGCUGUUCGCGCUGCUGGAGGAGGAGGAGGAGGUGAGCGCGACGAAGAGCCGCUCGCAGGGGAGAGGGAGGAAGCCGGUGAACAAGGGGAGCGCGACGACGACGACGACGAGUACGAGCAACAAGAGGGCUGCGGUGAGGGAUAUAUGCGACUCGUCGGAGGAGAGCAGCGAGGAGGAAGAAAUUGUGAAGCCAAAGCAGCCUAAGAAACGAAAAAAAGUAAUGUCUGAUAGUGAUUGACGGAACCAAGUGGUAGCAGUGGAUUCGUCGUGUGUGAAGCACAGCGGAAUUAAAGAACGUCAUAUCAGAAGCAAGCUUGUGAUCAUUACCGUUAUUCAGAUACACGUACUAUGGUGAAGAAGAAGAAGUUUGUUAACAAUAACAGAAGAUUAAAUAAAGUGAAUACACUGCCUGUAGAAAGAUUAAGACAAUUAUCGCUGUCUUGAAACAUUGUUGAGUACCUUAAAUAUUGUCAUUUAAAACGUUGUUAAUAAUUAUUGUAUUAUUUUUA